This is a messenger RNA of Drosophila ficusphila, 1673 nucleotides long. Its product is annotated as zinc finger protein 436-like. The transcript is spliced from 2 exons. The coding region runs from base 51 to 1673 and encodes 540 amino acids. Lineage: Eukaryota; Metazoa; Arthropoda; Insecta; Diptera; Drosophilidae. Gene Ontology annotation, molecular function: zinc ion binding; DNA-binding transcription factor activity, RNA polymerase II-specific; RNA polymerase II cis-regulatory region sequence-specific DNA binding. The record is from RefSeq and is a predicted model, not a curated record. Gene Ontology annotation, biological process: regulation of DNA-templated transcription. Gene Ontology annotation, cellular component: nucleus.
AAUAACUCCACAUUAGCUGACAACUUAAAAUAAAAAAAAACUUAAAGAAAAUGGAGGAGGACGAAGUUUGCCGGGUGUGCCUGCAACAGGAAGGCGAUAUGAUUAAUAUAUUCGAUAGUACGCAGGACCAAGAAAUCUCAAUUGCAGAAAUGAUUGCUCAUUGGUCCGGCUACCAAGUUAAAAAGGGGGAUAUGCUCCCGGAAACCAUUUGCCCAACUUGCUUGGAGGAUGCUCGAGCGACAUUUGGACCUAACCAAAAUAUUGAAAAGGAUGAAAUCUACGAAAUUUCAGACAGCCAAGAUUCGAUUUCAGAUCAGGGAACUAAAAUCAAUCUUGAAAUUAUAGAUAAAGGGAAUUUAAACAUGACCGAAGAAUACGAGGUAAAGAACGAGCCAAUUGAGGACGAAGUUUUCGUACAGGCAGUCUGUAAAACAAUAGGCAACAUGAUUGAUCCGUCGAUCGAGACAGAGGAUCAAGAUCUCUUCGAUGAACAAAUAUGCAAGAUAGAAGUCAAUGAGACAGAUCUAACCGAUCUUGAGACCAGACCCAGCUUACCUAACCCGAACUUACCUUCCCGCAGCAAACGGCGCUAUAAGUGUUCCCUGUGCCCGAAAUCUUUCACGGAUGCCUCAAAGUUUAGUCAACACAUUCUGACCCACUCAGGUGACGAUGAGGACGAUGGACAAAAGUCUUCGUCUUCAGAAACAGAUAUAGGCUCCUCCUCGUACGAAGAGAACGUCUGUUCGUCAGCUUCAGAAAAAAAGUCCAACGUGAAAAGGCGAUCAAAGUGUUCCCACUGCCAGAAAACAUUUCCGACCGUAACACUAUUAAAAAAACACGUUCUUACCCAUUCGGCGAUAAAAAAAAAUAAAUCGAAAUCCGAUUUGCCUGCAUCAAAGAUAAAACCCGUUCCUUAUAUGCCCUACAAAUGUAAUUAUUGUCCAAAAACUUUUAAAGACGAAGAUUCCUAUAAGUUGCAUGCUCGACACCACGGUAAAAAGUACCGUUGCUCUCGUUGUCCCAAAACUUUCUCGGAUGCUAGACUUUUGAAGGACCAUUAUUUAAGUCAUUUUAGGGAUCAAUCCGAGAAAACCAAGCAAGCACCAAAUCCUUCGAACCGAGUUUUCAAAUGCCCCAAGUGCCCCAAGUCCUUUCCGUACGCCUCUAGUUGCAGUCGCCAUUUAUUGAGCCAUUCGGAAACACGACCUUAUAAAUGUCCCCAUUGCCCGAACUCGUAUGCCCGUCCCUAUGCCCUUCGGUACCAUGUUUUGUCGCACUCCGGAGAACGAUCGCACAAGUGCGAUAAGUGUUCAAAGGCUUUUCUGCGCACCCAUCAUCUCAAGGCCCAUCUGCUAACCCACACAGUUAAGAAUGAAAAAGACAGGCCCCACAAAUGUUCUGAUUGCAAUAAGUCCUUCCUGAACAAAUCUGAUUUCAGACGGCACAUGAAGACUCACACUGGGGAAAAACCCCACAAGUGCGAUUUUUGCCAAAAGAAGUUUUCCCGUGGUAGCUGUCUCAGGAUUCAUAUCCGAUCUCACACUGGGGAAAAACCGUAUAAGUGCAACUACUGUUCAAAGUCCUUUACUGUUAAUAGCAAUAUGCAAAAACACCAAAAUGUAUGUAAACUUGAAAUUGCAACAAGCGACUCAAGUAGUUCUGUAACCAAAUAA